Molecule: messenger RNA, 3987 nt
Organism: Apis dorsata (giant honeybee)
Lineage: Eukaryota; Metazoa; Arthropoda; Insecta; Hymenoptera; Apidae
Exons: 6
Coding region: 2244-3287 (347 amino acids)
Source: RefSeq, a predicted model, not a curated record
CAGUCGAGCCGCGACUACCGAGCGGUGAACGUAUAUUUUGUAAUUUCUUUUCGAUUUUGACGGGAAAUUAAAAAAACGCGGGGGGAAAGGAGGGAUUUGAAAGCAUCGUUGCAUCGUGUACGACAUGAAUUUUAAUUGGAACGUGCAGGAUUCUGGUGUUAAAAAUAGCUACGCGAAGCACGUCUUGCCGAAAUUUCGCGUGUAAACAGAAGGUGAAGGAGGACACGCGAUUCGUUGCUGCAUGUCCACGCACGCGUACACGUUCUUCACGAUAUAUCGUAUUGAAAUGUGUAUCGUAGCAAUUGUGGCUUCGCGUGACCUGUGAAUAUUCUAUUCGUAAAACGCAAUACGGUUUCCAUGGAAGAUCGUUCGAAUUUUCAUCUGCGCAUUUGUCGAUUAGAUUCUGGAAUCAUUCAAUCGCUAGUUUCAAAACAAAGCCUUGAGGUAAAUUUAUAGCUGUGGAAAUAUAAACAAAUACCGGUUGUGUCCAUAAUUCUACUAAACAAAAACGUUAGAAUAACAUACCGUGUCUCCAACGUAUCUUUAGACGUAUAUUAUUGUCGAGAAAGAUAAGAGUGAAUCGAUUUCCAACUGUAUAUCGAUCGAUAUUUUUCGAGAGUUACUCUAUCUCGACGUUAACUUCGCACAAAAGAGAUAGCUCGCGAGAAAAAGAGAAUCAGAACAAUCGAAUCUCGAUUCUAGCGGAUUUUUCAAAUGGCAAAUGGUUCGAUAAAAUUGUAUGCACCGCGUCCUGAUCUUUACCUCGCGUUUUGCAGCGUGUUGCGAGCCCUGAAGGUUCUGUCUAAGUAACAGUACUUCCUCGCGCUCGGUGGAGUAAGCCUCUCUCCGAAGAACGGGACCCACACUCCACGAGUCCGCUCUCUACACGCUCCUCGCCUCCCGCCUCCUCCCGCCUUUCCGUCGAACACACUCUUUCUGUGUAUUUCCCUCUCCCUCUGUCGUGUCCGAAGUAGUCUGGCCGGUCGAGCACGGGGAGUCUCGUGAAACCAGUCCUCGUACGGUGGACCUCUCGGUUGGGACCUGGGCAAAGAGAGGAGGUCGCUUGCUUCUCCUCUACACCGGCACCUUCUUGCACCUGCCGUGUGAUUCCAAGUUUUUUGGCUUUCCAAACUGAUGUCUUCUGUGUCAACCUGUUCGAAAUAGCUGCAAGAUUUCCCGUGCUCGCGUUUUGAUAUAGUGAGCUUCUAAUUGUUUUCCCGCGAAACUGAGACGCCCUCCAUGUUUAUUAUAUAAACUAGUCGUAGGAGAAGACAUCGGUCAUUUGUUAAGUGACACGGUUUUAUUUGCGAAUGUAUUCGAAAAUUUUAAAUACAAUUUUUUAGUGUAACGUUUACUUAGGUUUGAGUGUCUAUGUUCCGAAUACGACUCGUGAUUCAUUCAAGGAGAAGAGUUUAAAAGAUCUUAGUGUAUAAAGUUGAAACGUUUGUAAUAAGAUAUAUUUCUCAUCCUUUUUAUGUAAACGUGAUGUUUACGUUAAAAUAUAUGGCCUUUAUAUCGUUUGAUAUCAAUUUUUGGAGAAUACCAAAGAUAAUUUUACGAGAGAAAAAAAUCGGCUGUCAAUAAUUAUUAAAAUCGGCGACACGUGCGAGCGAAUAGACUCGCGUGAAACGACAAUCAUCAUGCCAAUCGUUGUUGGAACGUAUAAGAGAUCAAAAUGUACUUUGGAAAAGUACAAUAACCGAAAGAAUUGAUUAUUUCAAAGGUUUCAAAGAAUUUGUCGUGGAUAUCAAGAUCAUCAAAGUUGCAGGAUUAUAAGCUAUCGAUAAUCGAUUGUACGAUCUCGAUAAUUUGGAAUCGAAAGCCAGUAUCGCAUUUUCGAUUAGUGGAAGACAUUGAAUCGCCAUUGUUGAAUUCUAAAAGAUUCGUUUAAGUGGGCAAAUUUGUGUUCUUAUUACGUUUUCUACUCGUUACAGUCAUAAUUACGUUACUGAUCGGUGACCAGUGAAUUUAAUCGCGAUUAUUUCGUAUAUAACUUGAUUCACGUGAAAAAUAACACGAUGGAGUGGUUAAUCGGGUCGAGAUCAUAAAAGUUGAAAGCAAACACAAAGCAAGCAAUUCAAACCAGUGUUCUUUUUUUUUUCCACGUGUGCGUGUCUGAGUUUGUGUAUUUUGUUUCGUUUUUAUUUCACUUAUAGUCGUUAUUCGUGUGCUUGAACUUCGAAACAAAUCGAUGGAUCAACGCUAAAGGUCUCUUUAAAGAAUUCGCAAAGAAACAGCCAGAAAUGAAGACUACACAACGCACGUUAAGUUUUGACGAGACGUCGAUGGAUAGCUGUCCCUUGGCGGCAAUCACCGAGACGAGGGGGAACGAUUUGUCAAAGGAUGGGAACGAAGUGGAGGUGACAUCGUUAGAGGAAGCGAAAUCCGUGAUAGCGGCACUUCGGGCGAGGCAAAGGGCACAGGCGCAUCAAAUGCUCGCCUGGCGAAGGACAUUAAAGUUGCAGGAGGAUCUCGUGGCUCGAUUGACAAGGGAGAAGGCGGAACAGCUACGGACAUUGUCCUCGCAGUUACUGCUCUUCGAGUCGAGGCUUUGUCGGAAGCAGAAGGAGAUCGAGGCUAGUCUGGCGCAAAGGGAGUCCAUUAUUCUCAGACAACAGAGGGUGAUUCGUCAACUGCAGAGCAGAUUGGCGGAAAGAAGCACCGGUACAAGGGAUUCGCCACCUUGCGACGCCCUCGAUAGAUUGGAUAGCCUUGGAGAUAGUGACAGUGCUGUCGUUCUCGAGGAGGCGGCGGAUGAUCUAGCACCGCCAAGGUUCCGCUCGAACAUCACCGACGUUACGGUGAUUCGAUCGGUCUCAGACGCUGUCGAGCCAUCGAGCAAAUACUCGUCGAUGCGACGAUGCAACGGGUUCCUUAGGAGACCGGAAAUUUUAGAGACCGUUUACUCGGUUGAAGAAGAUGGCGACAGCGAGAACAAUCAGGACCCGUCCGAGUCAACCGAAAAUUCCGAGUGCGAGGAGAGACGGGCAAAAAAUUUGGGAAACGGGAAGGGCAGACUUCAGGAUUUGUAUGGCAGUUUUGAGAGACUUGCUCAAGAGGCGGAUUCUCCGCCGAGCGAAAGGCCGAGGGACGAAAGUCAGCAGGCGCAGGUCACGUACAACAGGGUAAUGAGCAAUCACAGAUCAGUCACAAAGCCAAAAGACGUAAAGUACAAGAGGAUAAACAAGGCGAAAUCGAAAAGCUUGGAAGAACUGAGGGGACGGUUGAGAAAUUGGGUGGAAAAAGGGAACAAAAUCGCUAUAUCGCUGGAUCAAUCUUACGCCUGAAUCUUUUAACUCCCUUUGAAAGUAUAUUUUAAAAAAUUUUUUAAAAACGGCGAUCCAAUUGGUCGAUUACGUUCUUCACUGUCAUUCGUGCGCAAAUCAAACAACCAAUCAAUCGCCGUUCUAUAUUUACAUUGAAAUUCUCAUCGCUCCAUGUGAUAUUUACUGUAGUGUUUCGAAAAUUAAAUUAGAAAUCUUAACGCUGUUGCGCGUCGACAAUUUUAACACUUGUGAUAUAUAUAUAAAUGAUUUUACGAUAAUGAAACACAAAGUUAUCUAGUUGAUAAUAAUCAUCGCGAUUAUGAAAUGAUAAGAAGAUUCGCAGAAUGGAGAAGGAAAUGGGACAAGAUAAUCGAGAAUAUUUGCUAUUCGUACGUAAAUUUGAGAAAAAUCUUGCCGAGAAUGUUCUCUCUUUCUUUCUCUUUUCUCUCUAUUUCUCUUUCUCUCUCUCUCUCUCUUCUUCGUGUCUUCCCUUUCGCAUAAAUUUUAAAUUAUAUUUUCACGAACUCGCGUUGCCAAAUUGUAUGGCGUACAAUAUCCAAUCUUUAUACGGUUGAAUCUCGAUAAUUCGAAUUUCAACAUGGAGGUAAAAUCUUUCAAUUGUAAAGAUUUUAUUUUAUCCAAGUUUUCGAGUAAAAAAACAUUCGACAAAUAAAGAUUGGACAAAAAACAAAACAGUAUCGAAUGAUCGAUUAUUGAAAAG